AAUGGUGAGAACUUCUGCAUUCUGGACGAGCAGAGGUUUGCCAAGGAGCUACUCCCCAAGUACUUCAAACACAACAAUAUCUCCAGCUUCAUACGACAGCUUAACAUGUAUGGUUUCAGGAAGGUGAUUGCCCUGGAGAAUGGUAUGAUUACAGCAGAUAAAAGCUCAGUCAUUGAGUUCCAGCAUACUUUCUUCAAGCAAGGGAAGGCACAUUUGCUGGAAAACAUCAAGCGAAAGGUAUCUGCAGUAAGAACUGAGGAUCUCAAGGUCUGUACGGAGGACUUGCACAAAGUACUCUCUGAAGUCCAGGAGAUGAGGGAGCAGCAGAACAACAUGGAUGUCAGACUGGCGAACAUGAAGAGAGAAAAUAAGGCCCUGUGGAAAGAAGUGGCAGUUCUAAGGCAGAAGCACAGUCAACAACAGAAGCUGCUGUCUAAGAUUCUCCAAUUUAUACUAAGCUUGAUGCGAGGAAAUUAUAUUGUUGGGGUCAAAAGAAAAAGGUCUCUAACAGAUGCUGCAGGUGCUUCACCUUCCAAAUACAGUCGUCAGUAUGUUCGCAUUCCUGUGGAGAGUGGCCAAGCCAUGGCUUUUUCUGAACAUAAUGCAGAUGACGAGGAUGGAAAUGGUACGGGGCUCAUCAUUCGAGAUAUCACUGAUACCUUGGAAAAUGCCACCGACGGUCUCCUUGCUGUGGCACACACAAGUGGCAGAGCCAGAGAGACACAGACAGCUCUGGAUCCUGGCUUACCUAUUUGUCAAGUAUCGCAGCCAAAUGAGUUAAAUUAUGCAGAACCUAUCCCACCAGUUCAUAUAAAUGAUGUCCACAAAUCCAGUGAAAUGGGAAAUGUUGCUGUGGAGCUCCAUACUGCACAGCCUAACGCUCCAGAAGACCCAGUGUCAGUGAUUGACUCCAUCUUGAACGAGAACAGCUCUGGAAACCAAAAUGAUCCUUUACUGGACAGAGAAGAAAUUCAAGAUUUUCUUAAUUGCAUUGAUGCCAGCCUUGAAGAGCUUCAAGCCAUGUUAUCUGGGAAGCAGUAUAAUUUUGGUUCUGAAGCUUUCAGCGAUACGUUUAAUCCUGAGCUGCCGGCCCUGGAUAUGAACUUGACGGAAACUUCCCCUGGUAUGGAAAAUAUUCCAAACUUGGCAGAGAGCACUGAAGAUCCGGGAGCAAGUGAGAGGGAAACGACGGGAAGCAAAGAUAUGCAGCUGAUACAGUACAGGGCCAAUCCUCUGCUUUCGCUGUUUGAAGAACUCCCUUCAAGUGAAGCUGCAGGGAAGACAGAGGAUCUGAAAGACUUCCUGCUGCCCGCCCCAGAGGAGAAACCUCCUCUUCAUCCUCCGUCGGGUAGCGGGGCUGCCUUGCCACUAGCAGCUCCAGCAAGCCAGGCUGAGUCUCUGGAUGCUCUGGGAAUGGGUGAUCCGCCUCUCCUCCCGGAGGAUGGGAAUGGCGAGUAUAAACUGUUUCCACUCUUGCUCCUCAGUCCUGUUGCUAACUUCAUAGAAGAGGCCUCUGAGAUAGAAACUUCUUGA
Tauraco erythrolophus (red-crested turaco) is the source of this 1533-nucleotide messenger RNA. The record is from RefSeq and is a predicted model, not a curated record. NCBI's taxonomy places the organism in Eukaryota, Metazoa, Chordata, Aves, Musophagiformes, Musophagidae.